Molecule: messenger RNA, 3522 nt
Organism: Hemibagrus wyckioides
Lineage: Eukaryota; Metazoa; Chordata; Actinopteri; Siluriformes; Bagridae
Product: NACHT, LRR and PYD domains-containing protein 3
Exons: 9
Coding region: 187-2865 (892 amino acids)
Cellular component (GO): cytoplasm
Source: RefSeq, a predicted model, not a curated record
AAACCUGCCUCUGGGAGGGAUUUGUGUUGGUGUGAGGCUGUUGUGUGCAGUGGCUAACCCAAGGCACUGCCCAAGAGGAUUACUUCCCUUUUUCCCGCCACAAAUGGUAACGUCUGUCCAAUUCACUGCAGAAGAGUUUCGUCCAGAGUAACAUAGGAAAUAAAAGACAAAAACAGGGAGCAGAUUAUGGAAGUGAGUUUGGACUUCCUCUCUGACGUGCAGAUGUCGCACAAGGAGGUGAUGAGGAACGGUGUGCUGAAGUCCACCCAGGCCAGUACCUGUUUAAGUGGUCAGUCAGUCAAAGAUGUGAUUCUAAACAAGUGCUACAUUCCGCUUUCGGUCAGCGUAGGCGAGGCAUACGAGAGUGAGACCUUGGACUUGGAAAGUGUGAUUGCGCAGGAGUUCAUAGAAGGCACUGAGGGUGGUAAGUUGCUCCUUUGUGGAGGACAAGGGAUGGGAAAGACCACGGCAGUGGAACAGCUUAUAUGGGACUGGGCCUCUGGGAUCAAUCUUCAGCACUUUGCGUUUGUCAUGCGAUUGUGUCCUAGUGUGCUGAGUGGACCUGACCAGAGUUUGCAGAGCAUGCUUCUCAGUACACACACUCAUAUCUCUGCUGAGCAUCUUGAGAUCAUCUUGAAGACACCUCACACAAUACUUCUUGUGUUGGAUGAUGCCCAGGACCUUCUCUCCAAUUACCCUGAAUCUGAUAAGCUGGUAUGUGAGCUACAUCAGCCAGCAGAGGGCACCGUGUUGGUGCACAGUUUACUAGAGGGUUCUCUGCUACCUGGUGUGUCCUUACUCCUCACAUCCAGGGAAGCUGUCGAACUGGAAUCUGCACGUUUUGCUAACCUGAUAGGUUUCUCCAGCUCCCAAAGGAAAGCUUUCUUCCAGCGCUUCUUCGACGACAAAGAUAAAGGAGAGCAGAUUCUCCAUCGUUGCGAGCAAGCCGUGGGAGUCAAGGAGCUUUGUGCUUGUCCUGGGUUUUGCUGGACACUGUGCUGUGUGUGUAAAGAGCGACUAGAGCAUCAAUAUGGUGUUCCAGAGACACUGAGUGAGCUCUACUGCGUGAUCACAAACACACUACUAAAGGAGCACAAGGUGAGCGUGGAGAUGGCAAAGGAACUGAUUUACGGUUUGGGGAAACUUGCAGAACAGUGUACGUCUGUCUGUACACACCCUGACAUCAUCAAAUGUGGCCUUCAACCCUUUCUGGGCUCCAAGAUCCUGACUGAUAUCCUGCAAGUCAAUGCUGGCGAUGGCGCUUCUCCUGAUGCUACAUUCUCCUUCAGGUCCCUGACAUUAAAAGACUUUUUAAGGGCAGCCUACUUUUAUCUUGACCGUGACGAUGGCAGGAUCGUAGAAACUCCAAUGGAAAUCCAAAACUACCAUUUUUUUCUUGCUGGCCUUUCAGAUCCUAUGCAGAGGAAACUUCUGGAAACCUCAGCAGGUCUUUUCAACAGUGGCCGUAUCUCUGAGUUCCACCGCUGGCUCAUGAGCGUGGCUGCGGAGGUGCUGCCGAGCAUGAACAAAAUGAAUCACUGGCAAGUCUUGCGUAUCCUUCAUCACACGCUCAGCCCUACACUGGUAAGAGAGAGUGUGAGCUCGUGCAAGUGGAGGUUGAUCAGCUAUGGUGGCAUGCAGGACACAGAUUGUGCAGCGCUGGCAUUUGUGGUGCGAUGCUUAGGAGAACUGCAGGACCUGAACCUGUACAUGAGUUCACUUACAGAGGAGCAGGCGGAGAAGCUCGUAACUGUCUUCCGCUUGGCCAAAACCAUCAACUUGGAUCAAAGCAAAGUGAGUGUUGGUGUGAUCAGACAUGUGGCUCGGGCGCUGAAGGACGGACAAACCAACGACGUCAGCUUGACCCACUGCAGACUGGGAGACGAAGCAGUCAAGAUCCUGUGUUCCUCCAUCACACACUCCAGCCUGCACACACUCAACUUGUGGGACUGCCAUCUGACACCGGCAUGCAGUGAAGCGCUCGCUGAGAUGUUGACCGCUUCUAAGCUGCGUGUGUUGAACCUGGGAGCUAACAAGAUAAAGGAUGAAGGAAUUGUCCGGCUCAUCGGUGCGCUCGGGACAUCCACGUGCACGCUGCAGAAUCUUUGCUUGGAUCUCUGUCGUUUGACUGGAUCAUGCUUGGCUGUGCUGUCAUCAGCCCUGACAUCUUCUCUCUCAGAGCUGAGGAAUCUUAACCUGAGAAGGACCAACCUGGCUGAUGAAACUCUGGAACAUCUCUCACAAGCGCUACAAAGUGGCCGCAGCAAACUCAACACACUGAGUUUAGAUUCCUGUCAGUUGUCCGGUUCCUGUUGCCCAGCUCUAGCAGCCGCACUUCAGUCUGAACACUGCUCUCUGACCGAGCUGGACCUGUCCGUGAACGAGCUCGACCAAUCGAACGUGCUCCUCAUCUGUGAUGCUCUGAAAUCCCCCAAGUGUUCAUUAGAGAAGUUAUGUAUGAACGCGUGUGAGCUGACAGAGCCGGUGUUCAGAGCACUGGGCAGCGUGUUGGUGUGUGAAGCUUCCAGGCUGAAGGAGCUCACCGUCGGAGUGAACAAAGUAGGCGAUGCCGCGGCUAAACACAUCCUGAAGGCCCUGAAACACCCUACCUGCCAGCUACAGCAUCUUGAUCUCGAGAUGGUGCAACUGACGGACGCCUGUGUGGACGAGCUGUGUGAAGCCGUCAUGGCGUGUGGCUCCUUAACCAACCUGAUUCUGAAGAACAACAACCUCACUGACGAUUCUGUCCCCCGACUGGUCAAGCUCGUUCAAGAUCGUCCUGCUUUACAGCUGAAUGUGCAGUAUAACGACUUCAGCGAGGACGUAUUUGAGCUGAUGGACCCCUACGAAACAAUACGCUAUUAACCCUGCGUGCACUUUCACACAGCUAGAAGAAGCUUAGAGCCUUUGAAUAUACGGCACGUGGUAUUAAUACCUCAUUUUCUGCGAUAAUGUAAUUCACUAAUUAUGCGCUCUGUGUGUUUUCUGCUUUAUCCACUAAACCAGAGGCAGGCCUAAACACUGGUGAAGGCUGUUCGUAUGAAGCAAGGAAUAAGUGCAUCAGUUUAUUACAUUGCAAUGUACACCAUUACAUGCUUGCUAACUAAGUUGCCUAAAGAUUUAAUAUAAAAGUUACAUGAACUUAAUCAUUUAUAUGAGGUAUAAAUAUUAGAUGACAUACAAAAUCUGUCAUUUUUCGUCACUAUGCAUAAAUCUAUAUAGCUAUAUAGCUAUCUGUAUAGCUAAUAGCUUAUAACACAGAAAAAGACUAACAUUUCAUAAUCACGGUUACGUUUUUUUAAAGGUCCACAUGCAUAAACCUGAGAAUUUGAAAGGAGUUAUUAAUGAACCCCAGUCUAAACUUUAUAGAGAUUACAGCAAGUGAUGUUAUUGUCUCUAAGGAGACGCCACAGAAUAUUGAAUGGAAAGCAAUACGGUAAAACCUUUAAAAGAAAAAUAAUUGUAUUACUUUUUAUACCUGAUAAACAAAUGCAUCUGGUUUGCAAAGUGGGGUCUGUUUUU